Molecule: messenger RNA, 2930 nt
Organism: Malaclemys terrapin pileata
Lineage: Eukaryota; Metazoa; Chordata; Testudines; Emydidae
Gene: RGL3
Product: ral guanine nucleotide dissociation stimulator like 3
Exons: 19
Coding region: 263-2821 (852 amino acids)
Biological process (GO): positive regulation of GTPase activity; Ras protein signal transduction
Cellular component (GO): plasma membrane
Molecular function (GO): guanyl-nucleotide exchange factor activity
Source: RefSeq, a predicted model, not a curated record
CAGUCCCCCGCUGCCCCACCCCUGGGGCCCCGACCUCACAGUCCUGCCGGUGCCCCUCAAUCCUGACUUGCAGCCCCCCGCUGCCCCACCCCUGGGGCCCCCACCUCACAGCCCUGCCGGUGCCCCUCAAUCCCGAUCUGCAGCCCCUGUUGCCCACCCCUGGGGCCCAUUCCCCUGCCCCACAGCCUUGGAGUCGGAGCGGGAGGCGAGACGGGCCAGUGGAGUUUCAGGUGCCCCAGAGAGACGCGGGGGAGACCUGCCCAUGCCCUUCCCCAGCUCUCUGUCCCCCCGGCUGCCCCACUCCUGGCCCCCUCCAGGGGCUGAGCCCGCCCCACAGCCCCCCCCCGUCUCCCCCCGGGGGCGGCGGGGUCUCAGGCCGGGGACUCCAUGUCCCAGGUGCUCCCUGCGCUGCUCUCCCGCCCCCCUUGGAUGGGGGAGGGGCCCCUUGUGCCCAAGCUGCGCUGCCCCCCCGCGGCCCGGCCCCUCCCCCCGGGGCUGCAGCCGAGAGACCUUCCCGGCGCCGCCGAGUCAAGGGCGGACGCCGCGAUCCAGCCCCGGCCCCGGCCCCGGAGCGCCCCAUGAACUGGGGUCAGAACCCAUCUCUGUGUGUUGGGUGCCCGUGGCCUGGUCUAUUCUCCCCCUGCAGGAGCCCCUCCAGCAGUGGGGUGAAGAGGUGGAAGACGGGGCCAUCUACAGCGUCACCCUGCAGCGGGUGAGGGCGGAGCCUGCAGCCAACGGGGGACCCUGCCCGCUGGCUGGAGUUGAGCCCCCCUGCCCCUUCGUGCUGUACCGCACCUGCAAGCUGCGCCGGCUCCGCGCCGGGACCUUGCCCCAGCUGGUGAGAGCCCUGGUCUCCGCCAGUGCAGAGAGCGACCCUGGCUACCGCCCCAGCUUCCUGGCCACCUACCGCGCCUUCGCCACCCCCGGCCGCGUGCUGGAGCUGCUGCUGCCGCUGGGCCCCGACAGGGCUGUGCUGCAGGUGCUGGAGCUCUGGCUGCGUCAUCACCCCCAGGAUUUCCGGGAGCCCCCCCAGCACCCCAGCCUGCGCCAGCUCCACAGCUACCUGCGCCAGGCAGCCCCGGGCUCGGAGGGGUGUGCGCGGGCCGAAGGGCUACUGCAGAGCUUUCAGGAGGAGCCGGGAGAUGAACAGGCGGAGCCUGAGAGCUGUGAAUCCCCUGGGGCUGGUCCACUGGCGUUGGAGGGUGAGGGGGGGCCAGAGGGCUGCGGGGAGCCCCCCGAUCUCCUGUCGUUCAGUGCGGAGGAGGUGGCCGAGCAGCUGACGCUAAUGGACAUAGAGCUGUUCACGCAGGUGCAGCCCUUCCACUGCCUGGGCUGUGUGUGGUCGCAGAGGGACCGCAAGGUGGGCGAGGGGGCAGCGCCCAGCGUCCGCGCCACCGUGGCCCAGUUCAACGCCGUCACUGGCUGCGUCAUCGCCUCGGUGCUGGGUGACGUGCAGCUCCGUGCGCAGCAGAGAGCCCGGCUGCUAGAGAAGUGGGUCGCCAUUGCCCAGCACUGCUACGUUCUGCGUAACUUCUCCUCCCUGCGAGCUGUGAUCUCCGCCCUGCAGUCCAGCCCUGUGCACCGGCUCAAGAGGACCUGGGCUGCCGUGAGCCGGGACACCAUGGGCGUCUUCUGGAAGCUCUCGCAGAUCUUCUCCGACGACAAGAACCAUCUGAGCUGCCGGGAAAUCCUGCUGCAGGGCGACGCUGCCCAGGGAGUCCCCGAGGGAGCCCCCAGCCCCCGCGUCGCCCGCAAAGCGACUCCGAAACUGAAUCCCCCGGAGAAGCCAGUGGCGCCACCCCCGGGCACUGUACCGUACCUUGGCACCUUCUUGACGGAUCUGGUGAUGCUGGACACGGCGUUGCCGGAUUUCCUGGAGGGUGGGCUCAUCAACUUUGAAAAGAGGCGGAAGGAGGCAGAGAUCCUGUUGCAGAUCCAGCAGCUGCAGGCGUCGUGCGGGGGCCACGCCCUGCACCCCAACCCAGCCGUACUGGCCGCCUUUCAGCGCCACGCCCGGCUCUCUGAGGAGCAGAGCUACCGGGUCUCCCGGCUCAUCGAGCCCCCGGCCGACUCCUGCCCCAACUCACCCCGCGUCAAACGCAGCCUCAGCAAACGCUUCAGCUCGCUCUUGCUGGGGGCCGAGGCCCUGCCUCCCCGUCUGCCCUCCGCAAAGGGCAGCAUCUCGCCCUCGGGCACCGGCAGCAGCUGCGAAGCCGAUGAGGGGCCCAGUUCCCCCUGCUCCCCGGAGAUGGGGGGGUCCCUCGGCAAGAGCCUGCUGGAGCUGCCGUUCAGCACCUGCCCCCCCGAGGAGCCGCCCUCCCCCCUCGCCCGCCGCCCCUGCUCGCCCCUCUACAACCAGCAGGGGGCGGACUCGUGCAUCGUGCGGGUCAGCAUGGACAACGCCCACGGCAACCUCUACAAGAGCAUCCUGUUGACCAGCCAGGACAAGACCCCAGCCGUGGUGCUGCGCGCCCUCCAGAAACACAGCCUGGAAGGGACCCCGCCUGGAGACUUCCAGCUCCUGCAACUGCUGGGGGGCGGCAGAGGUGGGGAAACUGAGGCACGGAGGGAUGCCGCGAUGGGCGCCUGCGCAGGGACUCAACAUCUCAGAUCCAGAUCAAAUGGCUCCUUUGAACUCCUGCCCGCCCCGCGGAGCGGAGCGCAGCCACAACCUGUAGCCAGAGAGCCCUGCCAGGCCAGACUUCUCAUCGCUCCGGUCCUCCCUGCCCCGAGCCAUGGACCCGCCGCGGAGCCACAUCGCUGCCCUCUGCACCCUGCUGGCCUGGGCCACCUGCACCACGCAGGAGGGAGCCGGCCCUGACAAUGGCUUCAACAUCCAAGCUGCCCUGCUUCUGGGUGAGGAGCCCCUGGACCCCAAAUGUUUCACGCGCUGCCUGGAGGACCUGACCUGCUUCUGGGAGAGCAGCAGC